This is a messenger RNA of Rhinichthys klamathensis goyatoka, 1520 nucleotides long. It is a transcript of the gene cers4a, whose product is annotated as ceramide synthase 4a. The record is from RefSeq and is a predicted model, not a curated record. Gene Ontology annotation, cellular component: membrane. NCBI's taxonomy places the organism in Eukaryota, Metazoa, Chordata, Actinopteri, Cypriniformes, Leuciscidae. The coding region runs from base 112 to 1344 and encodes 410 amino acids. Gene Ontology annotation, biological process: ceramide biosynthetic process. Gene Ontology annotation, molecular function: DNA binding; sphingosine N-acyltransferase activity. The transcript has 10 exons.
GCCUUAUUAAUUAUAUAGAGUUUGUGAAUGAUAUUGUUCCAGCUACUGCUGACUGAAUUAUCUGUGUUAUCGGUAGAUGGUUUAUCUGCUGUAAUAAGUUAGCAGCCUUUUAUGACUUUCUCCUUAUACUGUGUCUAUAGGCUAGAGGAACUUGUAAACCAGUGGAUUUGGCGGCAGGACUUCUGGCUUCCUCCUGGCGUCACAUGGAAAGAUAUCGCAGACGGGGCAUCAGAUGGAAGUCGGUAUCCCGUACCCCGUGACCUGCUCAUCUGCCUGCCCUUGGCCCUGGGUUUCAUCGCCCUGCGCUUUGUUUUUGAAAGGGUUGUGGCGUUGCCGCUCAGCCGAUGGUUGGGCGUCCGUGACAGGGUUUGGGUUCAUGUCACGCCUGUCCCGAAGCUGGAGGCGUUUUACCUCCAGAAGAAGAAGCAGCCGUCACAGAAUGAUUUAGUGGUCCUGGAGAAGCACUGCGGACUCACUCAGCGCCAAAUCCAGACCUGGCUGCGUCAGCGCCGGAACCAGGACAGACCCAGCAACACCAGGAAGUUCUGCGAAGCUUCGUGGAGAUUUGUCUUUUAUCUCAUUGCGUUCUCAGCUGGUCUCAUCUCCCUGAUUAAUACCUCAUGGUUUUGGGAUCAUCGGGAAUGCUGGCACGGAUACCCAAGACAGGCCGUAGCAGAAGCUCAGUACUGGUAUUACAUCAUGGAGUUGUCCUUCUACCUCUCGCUUCUGCUCUGCGUGUCUGUGGACAUAAAGCGCAAAGACUUCAAAGAGCAAAUCAUUCACCACAUCGCCACCAUUUUCCUCAUCGCAUUCUCGUACUGUGCGAAUUAUGUACGAGUGGGAACCCUGGUGAUGCUUGUCCACGACUCCUCGGACUUCCUGCUGGAGUCUGCCAAAAUGUUCAAUUACGCUGGAUGGAGGAAGACAUGCGAUGCCCUGUUUGUCAUUUUCGCCGCGGUUUUCCUGCUAACUCGCCUCGUGGUUUUCCCAUGCAGAGUUAUCUAUACAGCUGUGGUGGAUUCUUUGGACGUCUUUCUUCCGUACUCUGGUUAUUAUUUCUUAAACGGCCUAUUGCUGGUUCUUCAAGCACUGCACAUAUUCUGGGCUUGGUUGAUUCUUCGAAUGGUUCACAAAUUUGUCUUUUUAGGCAAAGUGGAACGCGAUGAACGGAGUGAUGAAGAGAGUGAGGUUGAUGAAGAUGAAGUUGGAGAAGAAGAGUGCAGUAGGGAGCAGAAAAAGGGUGCAUUUAACUCAAAAUUGGCAUCAUUGGCCAAUAACUGUGUUUUGAACAAUUUAACCAAUCAAAGACGAAAAAUGAAUAGCAGAAUGCCAAAAGCCAGAUAGUAAAGCUACUUUAUGUAUUUUUUGUGUUUAAACAUGUUAAAUCACCUCCACUCCUCUUGGCUUAUCUUGUUUGUCAAGGUCCACCUUUGAUUUGACAAUGUUUUGGUUGUGUGAUAUGGAGAACCUAAUGCACUGAUUGCGUAGAAUAAAUACUACUACUUGUUUGUAUUAUUACA